UGCAUUGGAGAUUCCACGGAAUGAAAUGUGAAUUGGGUUUUCCUAUGGGCUGCCUGGUGGGCCAGAUCUUUCAAUAGAUCACUUUCUCUCUGACUUUUCUAUCCAGUUCUUAAUUAUCGCUCAAAUCAUAGAGAACUCUUUAAAACUAGAAGUUUCUCAGUGGUGAACAAUUGAGUUUUUCGGUGAUUGAAGGCUAAGAUUGCUGAAAGCAGAAUGAAGAUGAGGCUCAUCUUCCUCUUCCUGUUUGUGACAUUGUUUAUGGUGAGCAAACUAACGCUUGCACUUCCAUCUUCUGAGACUCUCAAAGCAAUACAGCAAAUCAAUGAGCAUGGCCCCUAUCUGGGUUUGGUUGUUCCCAAUGCCUACGAAAUGGAUCCUCUUCUUCAGUCUCAGCAUUUCAAGCCCUCCAAAACAUUCCCUAUUUUAGAUCUGCAAGGGAGAAGAUUUCACAUAGGUAGGAUUCAUAAGCAUGGAGUCAUCGUUGUUAUGUCAGGACUCUCAAUGCUGAAUUCAGGACUGACUACCCAAUUACUACUGAGCUUCUUCAGUGUGAAAGGAAUUAUACACUUUGGGAUUGCAGGAAAUGCAGACCCAUCUUUGUAUGUUGGAUAUGUCACCAUUCCUCAGUAUUGGGCUCAUACAGGCCUAUGGAAUUGGCAGAGAUUUGGUGAUGGACCCAAUGAUGAGCUUUCUUUAGAAGUGGAUGGGGAUUACACCAGGAAGCUUGGAUACCUCCAUUUCACCAAAUUCACUACACCAUCUGGAAACUCAGAUAACCUUCUUAAUAAUGUAUGGUAUCAACCAGAGGAAGUCUUUCCAACAACUGGAACUCCAGAGGUUCGAGAGCAUGCCUUCUGGGUGCCUGUGGAUAAGCAUUACUAUCAAAUUGCAAAGAAACUUGAGAAUUUCACACUGGAAUCCUGUCUGAAUGCAACAACUUGCCUGUCACAUACACCCAAGGUCCUGAGAGUAGAAAAAGGAUCAAGUGCAAAUGUAUUUGUGGACAAUGGAGCAUACAGGGACUUUAUUCAUACAAAAUUCAAUAUAACAGCCAUUGAUAUGGAGAGUGCAGCUGUGGCACUAGUGUGUCUUGAACAGGGAGUUCCAUUCAUAGUAAUAAGGGCACUUUCUGAUUUGGCAGGAGGGUCUUCUCAGAGCAAUGAAGCCUCUGUGUUUGGUGGCCUGGCAAGCCAAAAUGCAGCUGAUACCACAAUUCAAUUUUUGAAGUUGUUAAGCUAAUCAUUAUCUCUAUACUUUGAAAUUCAAGCUUGUUAUGGUGAGAGACGUAUUACACUCAACAUAUAGAGAUGUUUUUAUUUGUAUCAGAUGCCAUGGAUGUCUUUUCAUGGGGGCCAGAAAAUUGUUCAAACUAUUCAUAACAAGUACAGCGUACCCACUUGUCUUUUCUAAAAUAAUAAUAAAAUCACUGUUGAUAAGCAAUCUACCUACAUUAGAUGCUGUUUUGAAUAUAAGUUUUGUUUGGACCGUUCACCUUUUUCAUACUUUUCAACGUACAAGGUAGCAUAAGAGGAGGUAGUUAUAUAGAGGAGAAAAAUGCUUAUUUUGUCUUAUGUAUUUUUUUUAUAUUUGAAUAUUGUAACACUGAAAGUUGUGUAUAUCAAUGAAAUUUUUUAUUUA
Cryptomeria japonica (Japanese cedar) is the source of this 1638-nucleotide messenger RNA. Its product is annotated as bark storage protein A. Gene Ontology annotation, biological process: nucleoside metabolic process. NCBI's taxonomy places the organism in Eukaryota, Viridiplantae, Streptophyta, Pinopsida, Cupressales, Cupressaceae. Gene Ontology annotation, molecular function: catalytic activity. The transcript is spliced from 5 exons. The record is from RefSeq and is a predicted model, not a curated record. The coding region runs from base 214 to 1239 and encodes 341 amino acids.